AAUAUCACCAGUGUGUGUACACACGCUAAGCGUUAUUACGACUCUUGAUCAACACCUGCCUCUCAGUAGUGAGCCAGUGUUCGCAGUGUUUGGACGUCGGGAUGGCUCUUCAUUCCUAUAUUUUCGUGUUUGUAUCCUUACUGCUUCUUAAUGAAGCUAGAGGCGGCGGCGUGGCUCCGUCUAUAAGGUUGAACGACGGGAGGGAAAUACCCAGCCUGGGGCUCGGCACUUGGCUUGGCUUGAAGAGAGAUGGAUCCCGCGUGGAGGUUCAAGACGAUUCCGUAGAAAAAGCGGUGGAGUACGCGAUCGACGCCGGCUACCGGCACAUAGACACUGCGAGCAUAUACAACACCGAAGAUCAGGUUGGCCGAGCCAUUAACAACAAGAUAAAGGAAGGGGUUAUCAAGAGGGAAGACAUAUUUGUCACGACAAAGCUGUGGAACACACGCCACGCGAAGGAAGACGUGGUGCCCGCGCUCAGGGAAUCAUUGAAACGGCUCAACUUGGAUUAUAUUGAUCUGUACUUGAUACACUGGCCUGUCGGACUGUUGGCGAACGGUUCAUUCGACACCACGGACAACGCGCAGACGUGGCAGGGCCUGGUGGAGGCGCGCGACCAGGGGCUCGCGCGGUCCAUCGGCGUGUCCAACUUCAACGAGCAGCAGCUCGACAGCCUGGCCGCGCGCACGCACGUCACGCCGGCCGUGCUCCAGGUCGAGAUCAACCUGAACCUACAGCAGCCAUCGCUGCUUGAGUACUGCCGUCGCCAGAACAUCACGGUGACCGGCUACACGCCGUUCGGAUCUCUGUUCCCGAGCAAGGCCCAGGACGACGCUCCCCCGCCGCGCGUCGACGACCCUGCUCUCGUUAACAUCGCCAACAAAUACAACAAGACCGUCCCCCAGAUCGCCCUCAGAUAUCUGGUGGAGUUAGGAGUCGUGCCGAUACCAAAAUCGACGACCAGGUCCCGCAUAGAACAGAACGUGGCGGUGUUCGACUUCUCCCUGACUCAGCAGGAGCGAGACCUGUUGAAGAGUUACGACCGUGGCUACAGGACCAUCCCGGUGCUGCACUGGAUCGACCAUCCGUACUACCCGUUUGAGAAGAGACAACACUGAGCAGACAGUUAACAGUGUUUCAAUGUUUAGAACUCAAUGAUUUAACCAAGUUUUAAUGAAAUUAUAACAUAACAAAAUC
Molecule: messenger RNA, 1197 nt
Organism: Galleria mellonella (greater wax moth)
Lineage: Eukaryota; Metazoa; Arthropoda; Insecta; Lepidoptera; Pyralidae
Product: aldo-keto reductase AKR2E4-like
Exons: 8
Coding region: 102-1118 (338 amino acids)
Cellular component (GO): cytosol
Molecular function (GO): aldose reductase (NADPH) activity
Source: RefSeq, a predicted model, not a curated record